Messenger RNA from Diabrotica virgifera virgifera (western corn rootworm), 453 nucleotides. RefSeq lists its product as uncharacterized. The transcript has a single exon. The record is from RefSeq and is a predicted model, not a curated record. Bases 1 to 453 code for a protein of 150 amino acids. Lineage: Eukaryota; Metazoa; Arthropoda; Insecta; Coleoptera; Chrysomelidae.
AUGUACACUAAAAUUCUAGUUCUACUUGCGCUAUUAGCAUUAUUUGCCCUAGCAAAUGGAACAGCAACGUACUGUGAGCGAUGGAAGUUUGGCUCUGAGUUUCGUUGUGCUAAAGAUGACUAUCCUGCAGACAUCAUUUCAGUCCGCAACAGAGCCGGAAGUAAUAUCUCUUUCAAAGUGGGCAAAUGGUUGUCCCGAUCUGAUGUUCUUUUCGUGGUUAAACUACUGAACUACUCAGAUCAGCUAUAUAGUCUAAAAUCAGGUGAAAGCAUCAACAUUGACUUUAGCGAAGUCGAUUCUGGAUACUACCACCAGCUGUACAUUUAUGAAUGUAGAAUCAACAACCGAUAUGCAAAUUGUCCUGAUACAGUUAUUCCUACACCCAGUCUUGCAUCUGGAGCAGUCAAUAAUUGUCCUAAAUCAGUUACUGAUAUGCCUAUUGCUCAUCUAUAA